Guyanagaster necrorhizus is the source of this 1718-nucleotide messenger RNA. RefSeq lists its product as uncharacterized. The transcript has 5 exons. The coding region runs from base 320 to 1528 and encodes 402 amino acids. Lineage: Eukaryota; Fungi; Basidiomycota; Agaricomycetes; Agaricales; Physalacriaceae. The record is from RefSeq and is a predicted model, not a curated record.
UCAAAUUUGCCUGUCUAUUGUCUGGUCCACCAAAAAGACGCAAAGUCCUAAUUAUAGGACGAUAAUUUCAGCAACUAACACUGUGUAGUAUGAUUCUCCGACUCUCGUUUCAUCAAUACCUUUAGAUGCAGGGUCAAUUGAAGGUGCUGCACAAGUUGUGUACCUCGAGACUUCGAUCCUUUUCUGGGUGGUUUGAGCUACCCUGGCUGGCCGUAUGUCGGCGACCCACGGAAUGAACAAUAGGUUUCCGUUAACAUUGUUAGGUGUCGUCACUCUUGGACUGAUCUCUAUAGUACACUGAUCUCUGCUAUCCGCAUUCAUGGCGCGGCUGACACUCGAAGAUUUCCUGCAAUUAGGCAAGGAGCAGAAAUAUUCGUGUCAAUACCUCUAUGGUUACAUCUUGCGCUCUCUAUCGAUCUGCCACGCUCUUAAUAUUCCUGUAAACGCUCCUUGUCCGACCACCGAUGAAUCCGUUCAACAGCUAGACAUCAAGGAUGAUAACUCAUUGACCCUAGGAUACGACCGACACUUCCCUCUGCUCCUCGAGUUCCUCAAGAACGAACAGGUUCCAAUAAACUCCAUGGGGCUCACAGGCCUAAAUUGGUUCAACGUUAGAAGCCGCGCGUCCUUCCGCUCCGCACUUUCAUCAUUUCCCCAUAUCAGCAUCCUCAGCUUGACAUACGUCGCGUGCACAAAAUACGACAUUAAGGCGCUCGUAUCUUCCAUGCCCACACUCAUACAACUCAUGUUCGAAGAUAACCAAGUCGAGGAGUACGAUGCCGAGGUGGUUCACAUUCCUCGACGAAGGUCCAAUAUAUCUGUCGGAGAAAUUCAGAGUGAGUUGCAAGGACCGGAGCUGUCGCGCUUCUCUGUGACUUUUAACCAGGGCGAGUUCGCCAUCCUGGAGCUGUUCACUGGUUAUGAUUCCCCUGCCUCUUUGCGCGCACUAGACAAGCUUGAGAUCCAUGGGGGAAAGCCAAGCGUCGUGUGCGACGAUGCGAUGGUGAAUCGGAUUCGUGCUUUCUUUAGCCUCCUGGAGUUCCCGCUCGAUGACUUCAUUUGUGGACAUUUUAAGAUAGAAUCGCAUUGCCCAUUGAACCUCGGCAACGUUAAAUCCGUUGGCAUCACUAUAGGCUUAUCCAACAAUUCCGUAGAGACAGAUGCCGCUGUCGAGUGGUGGACGACCAACAUUAAUACUAUCCCGACCGCUAACCGACUCAAGGCGCUGACGAUCGAACUCGAAAUCGACAUGGAUUCUUUGUCCAGUGGUUCUAUGCCUGAAUGGAACCUGGAGGUUUGGGCCGCAUUUGAUCAGGCUUUGUGCCGCCGCGAUAUAAACUUGCGUCGGCUCGUCUUCAGAGUCAGGCCGCUCUGGGAGCUUCCUUCCGAGGGGUAUAAUUAUGAGCCGGUUAUGUACUGGCUGUGUAGGCAUGGUCUGCCUAAGAGUCAGCGUAUGUACAGGACCGUAUUCUCACUCUUUGAUGGCUUAGACAAGAAGGUUACGAUGCCAUGGAUGACCGACGAGUAACAAACCACGAAGAAGCAGCACUCCUUUACAUCUCGAGACAGCACAUUUAUUAGACCGACAAUUUAUUCAUCAUAUUUCCACUACCCUGACCCCCUACACCGUAUACUCAUGAACGUUCACUGUCAGUGAUUGUCAUAUCCAACAACAUAAUAUUUUUCAAUACACAGGAGUUAACGAGUUUAUAAGGGAC